AAUGAUAAAAUGCAACGGCCAUUUUAAGUCUUUUCAAUACUUGCAGCCACAGUACUUUUAACUUUUCAGUACUUUCUAGUGUUACUUUUUCACAUCGGGGCAUCAGACGAUGUUAAAUUUCAUUUGAGCUUGGACUGGCAGCAUUUGGGACUGCCCUCCACACACACACGCACACGCAGUUAAUUCACUGCUGUUCUGCUUCAAAAUUUUAUGAUACAAUGGCAGUCCUGCAAGUCCAGCUUUUGUUAGUUCCCUUCCUCACGAGCACCCUGGGAGCAGCGCAGUACCUGGUGCAGGAUGCAGCGCUGAUGAACUACAUGGACCGGCGUUUCCUCUCCCUGGAGAAGAGGCUGGAAAAAUGCAACCAAGACAUACUGGAUUAUGUGGACGAAUUCCGAGGCUUUUCAAAGAUGGCACUGUCGCGCCUGGCGGGACUGAACUCUUAUAAGGCUGAGGUUAAAAGUGAAGUACAGAAUUUGCUCACAAGAAUUGAACGAGCACAAAGGGACAUUGACUAUUUUGGAUCUGUCACAGAUUCUAACCCAUGCAUAGAAGUGCACGAAGACCUGGUGAAACAGCAGCUACUUGAAGAGGCAGAAGGAAAAAAGAAACUUAAACUCAUGCUUAAUGCAAGUUGUGACCACAUGCUUGCAGGUAUUAAGUCCCUAAAGAUAGUUAAGAAGACUGGAGAUAAGCAUGGCUCUUGGAUGAAAGAUCCUGGCAAAAAGCAUACGAAGAUUUAUUUAUUAAAUGGUUCUGUAAAUAAUGUUAUUUUUGAAUUUGCAAAUAUAAUGACAUUCAUGGAAAACAAUCAGGCACUGAGUGCUCGCAGAGUCACAUUGCCAUUUCCCUGGGAAGGAACUGGCCACGUCAUAUACCGGGGUUUCCUGUUCUAUCAUAGAUACGGCUCCUUAAAUGAGAUUAUUAAAUUCAAUAUGCAGAGCAGAAAAGUAACCGACCAAAUGCUACUGCCAGGGGCUGGAAGGAUUCCUGCCUAUCAGCUUUCCCCACACACAAAAAUAGAUCUUGCCAUUGAUGAGCAAGGGCUCUGGGCAAUCCAUGCAGAGCCAGAGACUGGAGGAAACAUUGUCAUUACUAAAAUCAACCACAUAACCCUGGCAGUGGAGCACACUUGGGACACACCCUGCAGCAGCAAGGAUGCUGAAGCAGCUUUCAUGGCAUGCAACACGCUCUACGUUGUCUACAACUCUCCUAGCGGAGGCACCUCUCGCAUACGAUGUGUUUAUGAUGUUUUGGAUGCUGUAAGCACCUAUGAAAUCCCAGCACUGCAUUUCCCAAGACGUCAGGGGAGCCACUCCACUAUACAUUACAAUCCUAAAGAAAAGCAACUCUUCGCUUGGGGUGAUGGAUCCCAGAUCAUUUACAAGCUUCGCACACAGCAGAAAGUUUAGAAUCUUUAGCAACUUUUCAAAUAGACUUAAAAGCUGCCAGUCCCAUGUCAACAUGACCAUUAAUGUGCACUAAAAUUACAUUAUGCCCAUCCAUUACAACUUUCACCUAUUUCACAUGACUUUAGGCUUAUGUACCCCAGUGAUCUUAAACUAACUCCCCAUUAAUAUAAAUUACAUGAUGACUAAAUGCUACAUGUGGACAACCCAUACACACACAUGCUAGUCCUAAAGAGUAAGGAAUAACAAUCCAUCUCUGACAUGUUCUCUUCCUCUCAAAAUUAUGUAUUCUACUUCAGUGCUGUGGAAAUCAAAUCACAAGUCCUUCCUGUCCAAUACACACUAUCUGACAAUCUCCACCGCUCUGAAGGUCGGUUUAGAAAGCCUUCUGGUAAGCAAUAUAAAAUCACAUGCUUCCAGAGAAAUUAUCCGUAAGUUUUAACUGCAGAGGUUUAUUACAUCACAAAGUAUAAGAGUACAGACCCUCACAAACAUAGUUUAUAUUUAACAUUUAACUCUCAUAUAUCACAUCAAGGUUAUUCUUAAUCAUUGAACUUCUACAGUAUUUCCAUUAUAUUUCCACAUUUUUCUUAUCCAUAUAGCUGUACGGUCCACUUUUGAACCUGACCAUACAUUAGUUGCAGCUAAAUAUUCACUCUUAUCAGCCUCAAGUUGCCACUUUUCAGUAUUUUUUUAGUGCAUAACUGCUUGUGUGACAGAAGGAAUGUUCCUAGAUUAUCCUGUUCUGUAUCAAACACUAUUUUUUUUAAAUGUUCUACAUGUCACUCUUUGUUUCCCUUCUAGUUGUGAGGCAUUUCCCAAUGCUUCAAAUCACUUCCACUGGUCGUAGCAGAAUCUUUCUCAUCCUGUCCUCCAGCUCCAGGAAAAUACCUGUUCAAAAAGGUGGCCCUGAUGAGCACAAUGAUGCAAGAGAGGGCAUGUCAUUGCUCAGUCCUGUGUUAGUGAGUAACAGACAAACUCCAGGUAAAUACAAAUACACUUUUGUUUCAAAAACCAAACUGACUUUUAGUGUGAAAUAUAGGUACUGGCUGUAGUUUUGAGUUGUUGUGGGUUUUUAAUUUUAAUGACAUCUGUAUUUCUGUUUAAUAACAAAUAAGAAAAAAAAAAAAAC
This is a messenger RNA of Pipra filicauda (Wire-tailed manakin), 2541 nucleotides long. RefSeq names its product olfactomedin like 1 (gene OLFML1). The record is from RefSeq and is a predicted model, not a curated record. NCBI's taxonomy places the organism in Eukaryota, Metazoa, Chordata, Aves, Passeriformes, Pipridae. Gene Ontology annotation, biological process: signal transduction. Bases 219 to 1412 code for a protein of 397 amino acids. The transcript is spliced from 3 exons.